AUGGCCUCAGUGUUCAAAACUUAUCGUUCACAUAUCAAGAUUGUAAUAUUUGUGUUGGUUAUUGUUAUAUCUUGGAAUAUUUUGGGUAUAAUGAUUCAAGGUGACAGUGCAGUCAAAUGGUAUUUCAAAAAGGCUCCAUGUCAACAGUCUGAAGAAACAUUGACAGAAUUAAAGAAGUUAACUUUUAUCAUGCAUGAUGUAUUACAGAAUUUAGGAGUAGCCCAUGCAGUGUGUUAUGGAACUCUGUGGGGUGUACUAAGAUCUGGUAAACUGUUGCCAUGGGAUAAUAAUAUAGACAUGUGUGUUAUGUAUGAAGAAAUUAAUAAAAUAGAUAAAGAACUGUUACAAAAAAGAUUCAAAGAUAUUGGUGUAGAAAUGAGCUUUUCAUCCAAAAUGGGUCAUUAUGAAUUGAAAUAUCAGACAGUUAAUGGAUAUAUCAAUGUAUUUGAUAAAGAGUUUUUUCGAUUUCGUAGCUCUUCAUUGAAACAGAUUGGAUGGAAUAAUUUUCUUUUUUCCAGUAAUAAUGAACUUUCUAUUCCGAGCCAUUUACUAGAAGCACCAUUUCCAAAAAUCAAGUUUUAUGAUAAAGAAAUUCCAGUGCCAAAAGGUGACUUUGAAAUUUUAAAAAGUUUUUAUCCUGAUAAUUGGUGGAUGGAAGUAUAUCAGGAUUAUUUUCAUAAUACAAUUUAA
Molecule: messenger RNA, 690 nt
Organism: Lottia gigantea (owl limpet)
Lineage: Eukaryota; Metazoa; Mollusca; Gastropoda; Lottiidae
Exons: 2
Coding region: 1-690 (229 amino acids)
Source: RefSeq, a predicted model, not a curated record